Conger conger (European conger) is the source of this 5784-nucleotide messenger RNA. RefSeq names its product mastermind-like protein 2. NCBI's taxonomy places the organism in Eukaryota, Metazoa, Chordata, Actinopteri, Anguilliformes, Congridae. Gene Ontology annotation, cellular component: nuclear body. Gene Ontology annotation, biological process: regulation of transcription by RNA polymerase II. The record is from RefSeq and is a predicted model, not a curated record. The transcript is spliced from 5 exons. Bases 280 to 3273 code for a protein of 997 amino acids.
UUGUAUCAUUAUUAGACGAAUACUGCUACCGUGGGGAUGAACUUAUAUGAUACUUAAAGAGAACAUAAGAUUCGAUUUAUUUCGUUCAAUUUUAAUUGUUGGACCCCCCUUCCCAUUCCCCCCACAACAGGUCAAGUAAACGGUGUGAUUUAUUUAUUUUUACCAGUUUAAAUCAACAAUUCUUUAGGAUCCUGUUGCUUUAAUUUCUUUGUGUGGAGAUUCACAUAUCGAAACAAAAGUGGAUUUAACAGAAGCCGCGUUGACCAACACCACUCCAAGAUGCUCUUGGUGUCCCAGCGGCUAGACGCACCUCGCAUGGAGCCACUACUGCCUGGGUCGUUGAAGAGGAAGCUGGCUGCGGCUGAGAACUCUGGAGUGGUGAACGGGAUGUCAGACGGCCCCACGAUGCAGGGAAACGGCAAGCGACUAUGCCUGGAGGACGUCACUCUGGCCAUGGGCUUCCAGCACCCCGCGUACUCCUCGGGGCCUGGGGUGGGAGGUCACAGCGUGGGUAUGGAGGGUAAUGGACUGAGUAACAAUGGCCUGGGCUCCCCAUAUGCCAUGCCCCCCAAAGUCAGCCCUGGCUCAGCUGCGGGAGGUGGAGGCGCUGCACACGGGGGCAUGCUGCCCUCCUUCAACCCCAACGGGAACAGCUCGGCUCCCUCCGUGGAGCAGGAGCUGCAGAACAUUCUGGAUGAGCUCACCAAGAACCCCGACCCCUCGCUCCCCGAGCUGGACAUCGAGAAGAUCCUGGGGAACAAGGGCGACGAGCAGACGGGCGCGGUGGGGGGCUUCAUGCACCCCGAGGGCAGCGGCACCCCCAAGCGCUCCCCGCAGAGGCCCUCUCACCUGGAGAGCCACCUCACCCGCUCCCCAGGCUUCACGCAGGCCGCGGCCGCCGGCUCCCCGCAGGUAGGCCCCAGCCCGCCCUACUCGCUCCCCCACCCAGCGAAGCCCGUGCCCUCGCCCCUGUCGGCCUCCCCCCUGUCAUCCUCGGCCCAGACGCAGAGCCAGGCGCGCUCGCCCAUGCUGUCCGCAGCUCUGUCCAACCGGCCAGCCGCUGCCUGGCACGAGGUUUCCCGCGCCCAGCAGCUGCAGCAGAUGGCCUCCAACAGCAAGCACCUGUCCUCCAGCGCGGCGCCACCCCCACCCCAGGCCUCACCGUGGGCCGGCCCCUCCCCGCCCUACCGGCCCAACGAGAAGCUGCCCAGCUCGUCUCCCCACCAGCAGCCCUUCAGCCCAGCCGGCAGCAUCCAGAGCCCCCAGAGCUCGCUCAUCUCCGGCAUGGCCCCCGCCCCGUCCGCUGGGCCCUCGCCGCCCUACCGGCCCGAGAAGCUGGCCAGCCCCGCCCUGGCCCAGCCCCCCUUCAGCCCCCAGAGCGCCCUGCUCACCAGCAACGCGGCCCCCAGCGCCUCCGCCCAGAGCUCCCAGGCCGGCUUCCUGCCCAACAUGCCGCCCUCGUCGGGGGGCACGCGGCCCUCUCCCCCCUACAGGACGGACAAACACUCCAGUCCCACAAUGCAACAGCAGCCGCCGCAGCAACAGGCCCCGCCGACGCACUCCUUCAGCUCGCAGAACGGCUCGGGCAACAUGGCCAGCCAACUGUUCAAAGCCAUGACCUCCAGUCAGCCCAGUGGCCUGAAGCUGCUCAGGCAGCAACAACAACAGCAACAGCAACAACAACAACAGCAGCAACAGCAGCAGCAACAACAGCAGCAACAGCCAGCUGCACAGCCUCAGUCCCAGGGGCAGCAGCCCCCGGUGGUCAUCUGCCAGGUGGUCAGCAAGGCCAGCACGGGCCAGGACCCCUACUCCUUCAACAACACCAAGCCGCUCCGCCACUUCGACCCCGAGCCGCCCACUCAGAAACUGGGGCCCUUGGUCCCGGGGCCGGGGUCUUUGGGGCACUACCCUGGCCCUAACAUGCAGCAGGCCCCCCCGGGGCCAGGAGCGGGGCACUCGCAGCUUCUGCAGCAGCAGCAGGAGAUGCAGCAGCGCAUGCAGAGGAGCAUGCAGGCGGGCGGGAUGGCCCCGCACAGCCGAGCGGACCAGAGCCCCGGGAUGGUGCCUCGGCUCCAGGACCCCUCCGCCGUGCCUCGGCCUGGCCAGAGCAACUACAACAUGCUGCUGGAGAACCAGCUGAUUAGGAAACAGAUCCAACAGGAGAAGCAGAGGCAGAUGGAGCAAAUGAAUGGAGGCCAGAUGUCAGACUGCCAGCAGGUGGCGCCAUUUCAAGGUGUCGGCCGUCCCCUCCCCUCAGAGUGCGGAUUCCCCAUGGGGACGCCCCCAGCCAACCCCUCCAUGCUGUCCCACAACCCCAUGCUGUCCAGUCGGAUGGGCCUGCCUCCGGGGCCCCUCCACCAGCCAGGCCGCGGCGGCGGAGCCUUCAUGGGCAACGCCGGCCCCAAGCAGGCCCUCUAUCACCCUCCCCAAGAGUUCGGUAUGCCCCUCCAGUCAGGCCAGAGCAUGAUGGGAAUGGGCGUACCUUCUCGACAGCCCACGCAUCACAGCCAGGCGCCAGCCCGGUCGGGAAUGCCGGGCCCUUCCUUCCCCGGCGGGUCCUUACAGCCUCAGCACCUUCGGCAUGCCCUUCACCAGGGCGGCGCCGUCCCGCGUAUGGUGUUCAACCCCCAGCAGCCAUCACAGCCUCAGUCUCAGCUGUGGCAGCAGCAGCAGCAGCAGCAGCAGCAGGGGCUCAUGCGCAUGGGCUGCAACACGCACAUGGACCCCGGGCUCCACCAGCAUGCCUUCCCGGGCAGGGGGGCGGGUGGGGGGCCCCCUCAGUUCUCCCAGCAGCCCCUGCGCUCCGGCAUGCCCGCCAACUUCCCCCCCCACCAGACUGGGGCUCCUCUCCCGAACCAGGUGGCCCCCAACCUGCCCGGCAGGCACAUGCAGAAGCUGCCCCCAGGGCACCCCCUCCCCUCGAUGGCCCAGCAAGGCUUGAGGCCCCGGGGCCCCUUGUCGGCCAUGGCUGUGAUGAAACCAGCGCCCCUGGGGAUGGUGCCGCCCACCCACGGGAUGGCUCCGCCCAGCUACUCCUCCUCCAGCAAGCACCCUCUAGGCAUGGGCUAUGGCAGCGGCAACCCAGGACAUAAACUGGCCCCGUGCGAGUGUGCCCAGCACCAGAGCAACGGGGGGGUGCCUGGAGUGCCGGGCGGAGGUGGGGGCGGUGGGGGAGGCGAGGUGGACUUCAUAGAAACACUGGUGGGCUCCAACGAGGACUGGCUGAACAAUCUCACCAUGAUUGAUGAGUACCUGGAACAGAACUCAUAGUAGGGCCUCCUGAGCGGCUUGGCCUGGGACGCUUUCCAGGGACAGGGCUGCGUUUCGGGAAUGUUCAGAGCCAUACACGACAGGACGUUGUGUGAACUUGGUGAGGAGCGAUGCACUGCAAAGGCCCCCAGUCUGAAACUUUACCCUCAGGCCACUCCCUCGCUCCGUUGGUCACUCCAGGGUGGGGAACGUGGUCACGCUCGCAGACGGGCAGACGGACAGACGGACGUGCUCCAGUAGUUGUUCCUCUGGAUGCUGUGGCCACACCCCAAGAAGCCAUCAAGACAAAGCUCCUUGUCCGGUUAUGUCUGCCAGGUGUGUUGAGCAGGAAGUGUAGCAGGUCUCCGAGGUAUCUGGCCCAGAGGGAACGCUCACUCUUCAUGCCACCAAGGGUUCAGUGUAGACGCUGUGAUCGGCGGUGAUGAAGAGCACAAUCUCCAGCAGUACAAACAGCUUAGUGCUGUAUCUGAUUCAUGCAGAUGUAGACAUAGUCCUGAUGCAAUUCACAGGCAACACCGAUUCCCAUGGCCUCCUUUGUUUCCCAGCAAAUCAGAUUAAAUAACCAAAGGAGGUCUAAUUAAUCACUUUGGGCAGACCAGGCACGUGUUACACUUCAGUGUAUUGCCACAAAAUCGUUUUAAACAUCAAACAUGUUAUUAUGAAUGGAUGCCAUAUUUGACAUUUGUUGUGACUGAAGGUCUUACACCAUUUUAGUUUGUUCCCAAGCCAAAAUAGACACAAGAUGUAAUCUCAGUAAAGGAUGUACUGAAUGAGGUUUGAUACUCUGUGCUUCUUAACUGUACAAUGUUGUGAACUCCUGUGUUUGGUAUGGUCUUUUCUCUUCUGCUUAUUCGUCAGUGGAAAUCUUCCUGCUGAACUGACAACAGAUGAAAAUUGGCUGAUGUAUGUUUGUCACCUCAAAGGUGAUGGUACUGUGGUUCAGAUUGACCAGGGUCCCACAAUCUCACCUGUCACCUCAACUGGUGGCCCAGUAUGAUCCUGAGUGAGCUGCUUUGCUCUUCAUACCGUAUCCUCUCAACUGUGAUUGGCUAGGGUUCCCAUGAGAAGCUACUGCCAAUCAUGUCUGAAAACAGAAGUGAGGAACAUGAGAAAGGCAGGCACCUGUAUUCUGGAAAACUGCCGGUGCACAAAGGGGACCGCAUUAAUGGUCCUGUCAGUUCUGUAACUGUUUAGACUCAUGUUUUUUUAUUGUGAGUGGAGGGAAGUUGGUCUACAAGGGGCUUGUACAUAAUAAACUAUUUUGUAAAUUAUGUUUUCCUAAUCUAUAACAUAUUAAAAAGGAGAAGUACACAUAUUUAUACUUCUUUUUGUGCAAAUGAAUUCUGAAGGUUUCUUUGUAAAUAGAAAUGAAAGUAAAAACAAACAAAAAAAACAGUGGUGUAAAAAAAGCAUUGAUAUUAUAGCUUACAUUGAAAUCUGUUUUACAAUAGAAGAAUCCUUUAUUUUAAUUUGUUUUGAAAAUGCAGACAAUACAGUUAGUUUUUCAGUAAUACUGUGUAUUACAAUGUUGGAAUAUUUGUUAUGUUUUUGACAUAACACUGCUCCUGGUACUCUGGUUUGGCCCAGGGUUCUAGAAAGUGAUGGAAAGAUUCUGGAGAUAGCAGGCCCAAACUCUGCACCCAACACUCUGAACUAGUUUGAGGUCCAGGAUCACCUGGAUUCACCUAUUAAAGUUGUCUUUUGUCUUCACCCUUGACCCCCAAACUCCACACACACCACUGGCUGGGUGUCUCAAGCCUACCAGCAAGACCCUUAUGUUUAAAGAAAAACACACUACACCCAUACUGAGGAAUGACUGAUGAAGCAUUUCACAGACAUGGAUACCACCGGUCUCUUAUUACUUUGAAGAAGACACAGAAAGGUACCUCAUAUGGACUAUUAUAUUUUUUUUGCAAAACUGCAAAAUACCUGGAUUAGAGACACAGGUCUGUGGCUGUGGUGGGAUACCUUGGGAACAUUCAGCAGCCAAGGAAGGGUACCGGACGGUAUAUUUCCUAACAAGGGACACUACUGAAACAUGGGGUCAGGGAUUUUCAGCUUAGGGUGAACUGCAAGUGUUGAUAUUUCUACAACCCUCUGCACACUGCCUCCAUUGUACAAUACUGAGGUAACAUGAGUAAGUACUGUACGUCAAUUUAAAUGAGCACCUGCGUUCCAUAUUUUAUCUCGCACGAGGCGUGUAAUUGUCACUCAAAACUACGGAUUUUUUGUUGAAAGUGAUUUGAAUUUCAGAGGCUGAAUGAAAGAAACAAUGGAUGCAGCGUGCCAGAACUUAACGUUAGCUGACUGUUCUAGAAAAGAUCCCGCCAUACCCUGUUCCCACAAUCCUUUUGUGCAGUUCACCCUAACUCUGGGUGUCCCUUCUCUUUUGGUUCUGUAACCAAGGAGAUUAUUAUAAGCCAUUACAGUUUGUGAAUAUCUGUGAUUUAUUUUAUUUUUGUCUUGAUAUUUUUUAGAUUUUAAAAAAUAAAACUGUAUAAAUGGAUGAAA